Molecule: messenger RNA, 2325 nt
Organism: Suillus fuscotomentosus
Lineage: Eukaryota; Fungi; Basidiomycota; Agaricomycetes; Boletales; Suillaceae
Exons: 3
Coding region: 1-2325 (774 amino acids)
Source: RefSeq, a predicted model, not a curated record
AUGGCGACUACUGAUCAUCGUAAACAUACUCCAGUUCCAUUACUACUCGAAGCAUUUCCUAUACCACCAUCACAUAUACCACCAUCACCUAAUCCACCACCAUCACUACCGCCAGCUGCACCACUACCACCAGUCCCAGGUCCAUCUCCUGACGCAAUCCUUUUCCUUCGUCGACUAUCCUCUUCUAGUUCAGAUCAUUCACACCGAACUAGAACUAGAAACGGAAGUUUAUCAAGCUUACGCUCAUUCCAACGGAAACCUUCUUACGAUCUAACCCAUAAUACAAUAUCAGAAGAAGGUCCCCCGUCAGAACUAGAGAGACCUCGCUCAACAAGUCCAGACGUUCCAGCUAUCAUACAAGCAACAUCACGCUCACGUUCGCGCCCUCGUAAACGUAGAUCAUCACACCUACCCAAUCCUCACGACUUCGAACCCGACCAAGAAGAUCCUCACGACUCGGAUUCAAGCAUCGAUCUACACACCCCUUUGCCCCAUCUCAUGCUCAGACACGGCCUCCUCUCUCCCCACUCAAAACUCCUCCCAUCAUCACCUCUACCUCAAGCUCGUCUCUCCAUAGCCUCAUCAAAAUCUCAAACUUCCUUCCAGUCCUCCUUCUCAGACGUCUCAUUACUCACCAAUAAUUCCACUGGAAGCAAACAUCCAAAAGAUUCAAGAGACACCCCUAGCAGACGCGUCAGGCAUCGUGAUGGAAGGUUGUUGAGAGGAGGCAUCGGCCUUACAACUGGUUUGGGUUGGAGUGAUAGCGAAGACGAAGACGCCCCCUCCCCACUCACGCGUCGUCUCUCAGCCCUCGACCUCUCCCGACGCUCAUCCGCCACUUCCAUAUCCACGUCCCAAUCUUACUCCUCCCUCCGCUCGCCACACCCCCUCUCACGCAGCAUAUCCCAUUCUAUCCUUCGCGAAGAGAAUGAAGAAGAUGUGGACGAAUUCGGCCGUGUCGUCCGAGUACGCGACUCCCCGCCCACAGAUUACGAGCCUGACGAGCAAUUCUCCAAAAGCCUCCCACUCAACAGAAGCAGCAGUAAAAAAAAACCUCUCACCUUCCGCUCAAAAUCCCGCCCUCACAAACCCAAAGACGACAAUGCCCGAGUUCCAACCUCACUUGAAGACGGGAUAACCCCCACCCGUGCAGACUUUCGCAACAGCUCAGGGUCGAGUUCCAGUGGACUCGGGACGGGUACGGGUGGUGGGAUUGGUAAUGGUUCAAGCACCGCUUCUACUUCGUCCCUGUCCCUUCCCUUCCCUGCGACGCCCCAGAGCCCCGUAGCGUUUCCGGAGACGAGUUCUCACAUCUCUUUAGGCAUGGGUUCGAGUCAUCCAAUACACCCGAUAUCUCAUUCGUUAACCCCAUCAUUGAGCAACACCGACAAGUCGCUCCCUCCGCUCCCUUUGACCCCGAAGAAAUACCCGCCUUCGCUUUCGAGGUUGAGGACGUAUUCGAGCACGUCGAGUGUUGGGUCUCUGGAGUUGAGUGGGGGGCUUAGGGUUAAUGUUAAUGAUGGUGAGGCCGGGACGGGAACACCAAAGCCUUCGUUGGGCGGUGUGCCGAGGCCUUCGUUGGGCGGUGUACCCCGAUCGUCUUUGGGUGGUGUUCCGAGGCCUUCGUUGGGUGCGCCCCGACCGUCUUUGGGCGGUGUACCGAGGCUCUCGUUGGGUGGUUCGCGCCGACCGUCCUUGUGCGGUGUGCCUCGCCCGUCAUCAAGUACCCCCCGGCCCUCGAUGAGCCACAAUCCAUCUGCAUUCAACAGCUCGUUCUCGACGCCUAAUCCAUCUCGGUUUACGGGGCAGAGCGGCUGCAGUGGGGGUGUAUCCUAUGUGCCACACGUGAAUACAAUCACACGGGACAGCAGCUUCGCGAACCCAAGGGACGGCGCCUUCGCGAACCCCAGAGAUAUCAGCACCAUCACUAUCCCAAGCAUCUCAAACCCACGAGAAAGCGGCACUCAAAGCCCCCUUACGCGCAGCCUCGCGCUCCUUCAACCAGGCGAACAGCCCUUACGGCCGGGGGGAGUACUGACGUAUAAUCGGAACGUGCAUGAUCAGCUCAAGCGCACGCAGUCGCAGCCACAGUCUCCUUUGAUGCAGUCGCACACGCCGAUUCUGCCUUUGUCACCUAUGAUGCGGACGCUUGUGAUGCCUUGUUCUUCGGGGAGUGUUGGGAGUAUAGUGGGGAUAGGGAAUGGGGAUAGGCCAAAGUCACGGACAGGAACGGGGAUGGCGUAUCGCUCAUCUUCGAGUCCUGCGGGGAGUAGGAUGAGGGUCCCGAGUACUGUCAGGCCUAGUGGGAUUGGUGUUGCGUUGUGA